AUGGCCCGCCGUCGAACGGUUUACGUAUGCCUCUGCCUUCUCGCGGCCGUUCUCGUCGGCACCGUCGUCGUCCUCUCCUCCAUCUCCUACUAUCUCAACAUCGACCCCGCUGCCUACAUCACGGAGGAGGAGCUUGACGCACCAUUCGACAAUUCGAGAUGGAAUGCUUCACAGCAUGGAAAAGUAGAGCGUGUCCCUCGCAUCAUUCACCAGACCUGGAAGUCGGAGACGUUGCCUAAAAAAUGGACAAAAAUCUCUCAGCACUGCCAGGAUAUCAUGCCUGACUACGAGUACAUGCUCUGGACAGACGCAAGCUCACGUGAGUUUAUCGCGAAGGAGUACCCCUGGUUCCUCGAUACCUUCGACGGCUACACAUACCCCAUCCAGAGGGCUGAUGCCAUCCGCUACUUCGUCCUCUACCAUUAUGGCGGAGUGUACAUCGACUUGGACAUUGGCUGCCAGCGGCCCAUGGACUCCCUCCUCACCUACCCCGUGAUUCUCCCUCGCACCAUCCCUGUCGGAGUGUCCAACGACCUCAUGUUCGCCGAGAAGAACCACCCGUUUAUGGCUCAGACGAUGGGCAAUCUCGUCGCUUGGGACCACUCAUGGAUCCUUAACUACCCCACGGUCAUGUUUUCGACUGGCCCCAUGUUCCUCUCUGCUCAGUACGGCGCAUGGACCUCUGCUCAUCCCGCCACUCCCGAAUACCCAGGCGGCGAAGUUCGCAUCUUGCCCAAAUCACUCUACGGCAAGAACGCUCUACCGGAAGAAGCGCCGCAUACGUUCUUCUCCCACUACUACGGUAGCAGUUGGCAUGCGGAUGAUGCUGCGUUCAUUGGCUUUUUGGGCCAUUGGGGCAAGGUGCUCAUGUGGGUUGGGCUGGUGGUUCUCGUUGGCGGGUUGGUCAGGCUGGCACUGGCCCCUCACUCCCGACAGAGGAAGUACAGUCUCGGCCGCAUUGGUGGCUACGAUGUGAUGAUGCCUCGCUGGAAGAAGCGCAACCAGCGAUGGUAUCUCGAUCUCGGCUGGUUCGCAUUCCCAUCAUCAUCGUCAAACACGCCGCACCCUCCCGCCUCCCCCGUUUCCGUCACGUCAUCCGACGAAGAUGAGGAAGUCCAUCUUCUCCCGCUCUCUCUCGAUAUUCCCUCAAGUCCAACUCCUUCGGAGGCUUCCUUUACGAGUCCACCACCCAGUUAUUCGGUUGUCGGUACAAUGCGACGCGCCGCCAACGGCGUCAUGUCUUACUUCUCACGUAGUUCCGAGACUCCUGGCUCGCCGUCGCGGUCACGACGAUUGAGGCGCAGCCGGGGAGUACUAUUCUUCCUCCCCGCAUUCUUCACGCCAUCAACCGGCAACAUUGAGCUGCCUUCUGAGAGGAGUAUCCCGCGAAGUCUCUCACGAGGUAGCCAGCUCUUGCGCAGCAGCUCGAGGGAGCCCAUUUCCACGGAGUACCCUCCCGAUAAGCCACGAUACCGAGGCCAGGACGACGAAGGCAUACACAGCGCGAGCCGCCUGCUUGUGCCACCACCCUACGAUGACUUGCGAGCGUCGUCAUCGACGUCGCCAGAUGCCUCCACAAUGUGCUGAACCACGCCACAGACCCUGCUCAGCUAAGGCAUGCGGUGCCUGGUCGAGCGCUGCUAUGGGUUGUUGCCGUGCCUGAGAACCCGUCAAAUGUGUACUAUUUCUGCUUGGAGCCAGCCGGGGGGGUUGUCGGAACGGGACGAGGGAGGUUGGUAGGAGCUGCACGCUUUGGGCGAUAUGGACCCUUGGGAGUCUCAUUUACCUGUCCCGUUCAUCGAGAUAACGCGGCCGGGGCAUCUGCUUCUCUUUGGUUAGAGCAACACGAAAACGAUCACACGAUAUACCCUUCACCCCACGUAUUUUCAGCCCUGUGCGUUCGCACCACGGUUUCGGAGGCCUAGUCUCACCUGGGUGCAAUCGGUACGCCACCCGUAGGCGUAUUCCAAAUCUCACCCUGUGAUGACAGCCCUGCGAAACACAGCGGCCUUGCACGUCCACUCGUUUAUAUUCCUUCCUGGCUGCGAGGACUUGUGCACACAGGACACUUCUUUUUAUUUGCUGCGUAUCAUAUAUAAACUUUCUUACUAGCUCCAUAGUAGCAUAACUCUGUCUGCACCUGCAUGUUUCCUACCUUGCGCGUCAUAUCGCACAAAUCACAAACACAGUUCAAACUCC
Molecule: messenger RNA, 2199 nt
Organism: Phanerochaete carnosa HHB-10118-sp
Lineage: Eukaryota; Fungi; Basidiomycota; Agaricomycetes; Polyporales; Phanerochaetaceae
Product: glycosyltransferase family 32 protein
Exons: 2
Coding region: 1-1587 (528 amino acids)
Biological process (GO): mannosyl-inositol phosphorylceramide biosynthetic process
Molecular function (GO): mannosyltransferase activity
Source: RefSeq, a predicted model, not a curated record